This is a messenger RNA of Linum trigynum, 5994 nucleotides long. NCBI's taxonomy places the organism in Eukaryota, Viridiplantae, Streptophyta, Magnoliopsida, Malpighiales, Linaceae. The record is from the annotation of a GenBank genome assembly.
CUACGAUACGGUUUCAUGGACUAUGCUAAAUUGGCUACGAAUACCACCUUUUCGCCAUCGGAAAAGGACAAUUUGGGUUGGAAAAGAGUCUGUUAUAAACGCGCUGCUACGGAUCGGGAAAUCGCCGGAAUCGACAAAGCAAGAAUACGAAAGCGAGAAUCGAAAACACGACACACGAUUUACGUGGUUCACUAACACGGUGUGUGUUAGCUACGUCUACGAGCGAGAGAGAGCCAGUUUCACUAUAUCAAGGAGAUUACAGAUUACAGAGGAGUAUGAGAAGUAUUUAUAGUACUUCUCCAUGUGGGUCUAAACCUAAUCCAAUAUGGCAAAGAAAGCGGUUACAGACCAGGCCCAGAACCCGAACCCAAAUAACAUUGAGCCCAUACACCGUGGGCCGGGGCCGUUGCCCCUGCAUCCCCCACCGGGGCGUUGCUCCUGGACCCCACUCGCUGACUGGGCAGCGAAACCCCCGAUUACCAGUCGUAGCGGCUGAUAGUUCGAUUCAAGUCACAUCAACAGGGUCAACCAGGAGGUUGAACCAAUCUUGGUUCAGUGAUAAAUAAUAAGUAACUUGGACAAAAAGAAACGAAGUGACUUAGCCAAAUCUUUUUUUGUUGAUAACCUCAAACCAAUCAAUUGAAUAUUGAUUAAUACAUAAUUGAUCGAACACUACUUAAAAAAGAAAAUGGCUAUUCUGCUCAGAAAUGAAAUGUUCCAAAUGUUCAUGAAAAUUCUUGCUCCCAUUAGACCAGACCAUUUGUAUCUAUAUGCAUUAGGAUCCCAACGUUUCAUUUAUCGGACGGCUUGCAAUAUUCCGACAUGGGUACGGUCUUCGCUGAUUAAGGCGGUUGAUCAUAAACAACAAAUUAAAUAUCAUAAUUUCCUCCGAAUCCGUAUCGAGCAUUGAUUUUUUUCUUCUAGAUAUAGAGCAUCGAUUCACCAUUCUUUUCUCUUUCUUCACACGGCUUCUCGUCGUCUCCACCUUUUUCCAGCUUCCGGCGAGUCAGUCUUCCCGUUGGAGGAAUCCGGCCGGCGUCGCGGUCAUGGCUCCAGACGAUGUCCUCAAGAAGCUGGAAUACCUAUCUCUGGUCUCCAAGGUCUGCACCGAGCUCGAGACCCAUUUAGGUUUCGGUGACAAAGUCCUUGCGGAGUUCAUCACCGAGUUGGGCCGCAACUGCGAGGCCGUAGACGAGUUCGAUUCGAAGUUGAAGGAGAACGACGCCGAGAUGCCCGAUUACUUUGUGCGGACGCUUCUGACCAUUAUCCAUGCGAUUCUUCCGCCCACGCGCAAGUCGGAGAACCCCAAGGAGACCGCCGGUCGCGGUGGUUACGAUAGGCAAGAAGACGGCAGAGGUGAGAUGGUCCUGAAGAGCACUGGCUCCAACACCAACGAGCCUGAAUUAUACACUGUAUACAAAGGCAGGGUUUCCAGGGUCAUGGACUCGGGUUGCUUCGUGCAGUUGAAUGAUCUCAAGGAGAAGGAGGGUCUGGUCCAUGUUUCUCAGAUUGCAACCAGGAGAAUUGGCAACGCAAAGGAAGUAGUGAAACGAGAUCAGCAAGUCUAUGUGAAGGUGAUUUCUAUUUCGGGCCAGAAGUUGUCUCUGUCGAUGCGAGAUGUGGACCAGCAUACAGGGAGGGAUCUACUCCCGCUGAAGAAGGUGUCUGAAGAUGAUUCCUCUAGGACGAAUCCUUCGAGCGCCAGAGAUGGGCAAAGAACUCGGACAGGGUUAUCGGGGAUUAGGAUGGUGGAAGAAGAUGAAGCUAUUCCAUCUUCACGCAGGCCACUUAAGAUGAUGAGUUCACCAGAGAGAUGGGAAGCUAAACAGUUGAUUGCUUCAGGUGUUCUGAGCGUUAAAGAGCACCCUAUGUAUGAUGAAGAGGCAGAUGCGUUGCAGCUCUAUGAAGAGGAAGGAGGUGAGGAGGAACUGGAAAUUGAAAUCAACGAGGAUGAGCCUGCAUUUUUGCAGGGGCAAACUAGGUCCUCCGUUGAUAUGUCACCUGUGAAGAUCUUUAAGAAUCCAGAAGGGUCACUGAGUCGGGCAGCUGCUCUACAGUCUGCCCUUAUUAAGGAGAGGAGGGAAGUAAGGGAGCAUCAACAAAGGACGGUGCUUGAUUCCAUACCAAAGGAUCUGAAUCGACCUUGGGAAGACCCAAUGCCAGAGAGUGGUGAGAGGCAUCUGGCCCAGGAACUUAGGGGUGUUGGUUUGUCUGCUUACGACAUGCCUGAAUGGAAGAAGGAUGCUUAUGGGAAGGCAUUGACAUUUGGGCAGAGGUCUAAACUAUCAAUCCAGGAUCAACGGCAAAGCUUGCCCAUAUACAAACUGAAGAAGGAGCUUGUUCAGGCUGUCCAUGAUAACCAAGUUUUGGUUGUUAUUGGCGAGACGGGGUCUGGUAAGACCACACAGGUAACGCAAUAUCUCGCCGAGGCUGGUUAUACCACACGAGGUAAGAUCGGCUGUACUCAGCCCCGUAGAGUUGCUGCCAUGUCUGUUGCCAAACGUGUUGCUGAAGAGUUUGGUUGCCGAUUAGGAGAGGAAGUUGGCUAUGCGAUUCGUUUUGAAGAUUGUACUGGGCCGGAUACUGUCAUCAAGUAUAUGACCGACGGAAUGCUUCUUAGGGAGAUUCUCAUCGAUGAGAAUCUCUCUCAGUAUUCAGUAAUAAUGCUUGAUGAAGCUCACGAGAGGACUAUUAACACUGACGUCCUUUUCGGGCUUCUCAAAAAGUUGGUGAAGAGAAGACCCGAUCUUCGCCUAAUUGUCACGUCUGCUACGCUGGAUGCAGAGAAAUUUUCAGGUUAUUUUUUCAAUUGCAACAUCUUCACCAUCCCUGGUAGGACAUUCCCGGUGGAUAUCCUCUAUACCAAGCAGCCUGAAAGUGAGUACCUAGAGGCUGUCCUGAACACUGUCUUACUGAUCCACUUGACAGAACCCGAAGGUGAUGUGCUUGUGUUCUUAACAGGCCAGGAGGAAAUUGAUUUAGCCUGCCAGUCUUUGUAUGACCGAAUGAAGAAGGUAGGUAAAAAUGUUCCAGAGCUGAUUAUAUUACCUGUUUAUAGUGCCCUUCCGAGUGAAAUGCAGUCAAGGAUAUUUGAUCCAACCCCUCCAGGGAAACGAAAGGUGGUUGUGGCAACCAAUAUUGCAGAGGCGUCACUGACAAUUGAUGGCAUAUUUUAUGUUGUGGAUCCUGGGUUUGCUAAGCAGAAUGUGUACAAUCCGAAGCAAGGUCUGGAUUCGUUGGUUAUAACCCCAAUCUCACAGGCAUCUGCUAAGCAACGAGCUGGACGUGCUGGCCGUACUGGGCCUGGGAAAUGUUACCGUCUUUACACCGAGAGUGCCUACCGGAAUGAAAUGUCCCCUACGUCCAUUCCUGAAAUCCAAAGAAUUAAUCUUGGGAUGGUAACACUUACAAUGAAGGCCAUGGGAAUCAAUGAUCUCUUAUCUUUUGAUUUUAUGGAUCCCCCAGCACCUCAAGCCCUUAUCACUGCCAUGGAGCAGCUAUACAGUUUAGGGGCAUUGGAUGAGGAAGGUCUUCUUACAAAAUUGGGGAGGAAAAUGGCUGAAUUCCCGCUGGACCCUCCGUUGUCCAAGAUGUUGUUGGCUAGUGUUGACCUUGGCUGCAGUGAUGAGAUUCUGACCAUCAUUUCCAUGAUCCAAACAGGGAACAUCUUCUACAAGCCUAGGGAGAAAAAAUGCCAAGCUGAUCAGAAGAGAGCCAAAUUCUUCCAAACUGAGGGAGACCACUUGACCUUGCUUGCUGUGUAUGAGGCUUGGAAAGCAAAGAAUUUCUCUGGUCCUUGGUGCUUUGAGAACUUUGUUCAGUCCAGGUCCUUGCGAAGAGCACAAGAUGUCAGGAAGCAGCUUCUCACCAUCAUGGACAAGUAUAAGUUGGAUGUUGUGAGCGCUGGAAAGAAUUUCAUGAAGAUAAGGAAAGCCAUCACAGCUGGUUUCUUUUUCCAUGCCGCGAGGAAGGAUCCACAGGAGGGAUACAGGACCCUAAUGGAGAACCAGGCGGUGUAUAUCCACCCGAGCAGUGCCCUUUUCCAGAGACAGCCAGAUUGGGUGAUCUACCAUGAACUGGUGAUGACAACAAAAGAGUAUAUGCGUGAAGUCACUGUGGUGGAUCCUAAGUGGCUGGUAGAACUCGCACCUAGGUUCUUCAAAGCUGCCGAUCCAACCAAAAUGAGCAAGCGCAAGCGCCAGGAACGCAUAGAGCCUCUUUAUGACAGAUAUCAUGAACCUAACUCUUGGCGGCUGAGUAAACGUCGAGCGUAGUAGUAGUAACAACUAACAAGUAUGUUUUUUUUGUUUUUGUGGUUUUAUGAAUUUAGUUUUGUAGAAUGAUUCGGGCCUUUGUGGAUGCCAAGACUGACUUUGUAUAUGCUUUUCUUUGUCUCCUUUGAAUGUACUUUUCUUUAUACGAAAAGAUGUCUUAAUACUUAAUAGAAUGAUUACACACAAUAUUCAUCCUACUGCCGACCCUAAACCCUAAAUCACUUGUUGCUACAGUUACUUGUUAGUUCUCGAGGUGCCUUAUGCAGCUUGCAGAUUCUUCUUGUUCAGAGUUGAGACAGUUCCUUCUGCAGUUUCACAGGGUAAGUGCUCACCUCCAUUGGAUUCUUCUUUCUUACUGUGGAACAGUUGGAUUGCUGUUGAAUGGGAUACAAAAUGCUCUGCUUGGAACUCUGGGUAGUCUAAGAGAAUGCACGUGCGGUUAAGUUACAUGAAUCGAUCAGUCGACUCGUCAUAUCUUGUUAUGUGGAACAUUUUUAGUACCUAAAUGUUCCAGAGCUGAUUAUAUUAGCCUGCCAGUUUUACUCAUACCGAACAGCCCGGAAGACAAAAAAUUAAAAAAAAAAUCUCCAACGUCAAUAUGACGUCAAUUUGAUAGAAAGUCGGCAAAAAAAAAUGAAAAUCGGGUAGAACCCUUCUCUCCAACACAAAUCUAAUCGACACUUCGUUCUUUUUAUGCCUUGGCAACGUUUUAAGUUUGCAAUUGGGUUUAAUUAGACUUCAUAUUAAGAAUAGUUGGUGAAGUUGUGAAUUUUACUCCAUGUUGCUUUUGUGCCUUGGUUUCCUAUAUAUUUUUUUUUUUUGGUGAAAUAUAGGGCGCAAAGGGCACCCUAACCUGAAUUAAGAGAUAACGAGGCGGGGAGUAUGAGUCCCCAGAGUAUCAAAAUACAACCAGUACAGAAGAGUACUACUCGGGUUUUGAAUCCCGUGAACCCCAAUGGGAACAGAAUGGCCAAUGGAAGCGAGGUGGUCCGCCACGAAGUUCGCUUCUCUGUAGACAUGCUCAAUCCUUACAAGCCAAGGCCGAGCUAGCCAAUGGCGGAUCUCUGCUACGCAGGAGUAGUGAGGGUGUUGGGUUUCCUAUAUUCAAUUAGUUAGUACUUGAUCCAUUGUUUUCCUAAGUAAUUCUAAUAUUUUUAUGAUAUAUAUAUGAUAGCAUUUUUUUGUCGAAACAGUAUUUUAGCAAAAUAUAUAACUUUAUUUUAAAAAUAUAUUUUACCGGCAUGGAACUGUUGAACCACAGUUGUAUCUCAAAAACUCCCUACCAUAUACUAUUACGGAACAACCACCGAUACGAUUUUUCAAUCAAUGAUUUUUAGUUAGGUUAGUUAUAUAGUGGUGCACUAGUGUUUCCUUAUUCUCCUUUCUUUCUUUUAAUUGUCUCCAUAAGAAAUGAUAGUCAUAUUUUCGUUUUGGAUUCAAGUACAAAAGAAGGAUUAGUAGCUUUAUCGUUAAAAAAAAAGAAGGAUUAGUAGCUGAAAACUUUUGAUUUUCAUGCAAAAAUAAAAAUAAAAAAUAUUUUGAAAAGAAUUUAUAUAUGGUUCGAUAUUUAAAAUGAAGAUUUUGCUAUUAUCUUUCAGAAUAUAUAUGAUUUCUCUUUCAAUAAAAAAUAAAUUAGAAACCAAGUAGAAUUUGGGGAAAAAAAAACGAUUCAAGUUUUGCACCAAAUUUUGAACAUUAACAAUGAAUGUUGAGUGUCUUU